ACACGUAAACACCAAAAAAGUCGCCCCCAAAAAACCGGCCAUACACGUUAACACAACAACACACCGAAUACACACUACACUACGUUUUCAUACUGUAUUUUCAUGUGCGUUGAUUUAUUUACAGGAUUGAAUCACGAAAUAGUUUGAUGCGGCCUUGGCGAGUGCGAGUUUGACUGUUCUCCCCCUUGCUUGGGAUAUAGUGCAGCGUGCUGCAAAAAGCAAUACAGCAGUGACCCCAAGUGUCUGAGUUAUAUUUCAAGUCUCUCCUUCCGCACCACUGCUGUGAUUGUGAGUUUUAAUUUGAUCAUUUUAAUAACAUCAAAAUGAGUCAAAUGGCGUACCAUUGGGAGGCAAGAUUCCGCCAGCGUCAAAUGGACAAGACGCACGCAUUUAAACAACGAGAGGCUGAGAAAGAGGCUGCUGAAGAAGCAGCAAAGGCCGAGUUGGCAGCUCGCCAUGCGAGGGAGAGACAAGAUCUAGAUGAUGCUCGAAAAAGAGCUCUGGAUGAACAAAUCCGAACAAGAGAUAAGAGUGGAAUGAAGAAGUCUUACAAGGAAAGAGAACAACAACUUCAGCGCUUGAUGCAGGAGCGUCGUUGGCACAAUGAGAUGAUAGGGAGGAUGGAGAAAGAUGACAAAGAGCGUCUGUAUACAGAUGCCAUGAAAGAUCAUAAGAGUAAAGCUAAGGUGUUACGAGACCAUGGGCUAUAUCGUGGAGACGCAACCUUCUUUCUUGACCCUGAGUACUCUUAAGAGGUUCCUGCAUCAAGCAGGACAGAUAAUUCUAAGAUGAAUCUUGUUGGGGAUGGGUGUCAAAGAUAGAUUUUUUUAGCCGGUAUGAUCAACAUUAUGUUAACAAACAACAGCUGAUACGCAGUGUUAGACUCCACAAGAUAUAAUUCCAUAUAAUUUGUGCUAACGGUGUGCCGAUAAAUAUUCAAGACUUUCAUGAAGUGAUGUGUUCUGUAGUCUUUUGAAUUUGUGUGAAAUGAUACUCUUGUUUUGUGGUAAACCACAAUUUUAGCACUGUAACUCACAAAGUGUUCCAGUCUUGAUUUUGAUUUUGUUUGUUGUAACUCACGACUGUAAAUUAAAAAACUAUUGAGUAUUGUU
This is a messenger RNA of Asterias rubens (European starfish), 1112 nucleotides long. RefSeq lists its product as uncharacterized. The transcript has 3 exons. Lineage: Eukaryota; Metazoa; Echinodermata; Asteroidea; Forcipulatida; Asteriidae. The coding region runs from base 324 to 752 and encodes 142 amino acids. The record is from RefSeq and is a predicted model, not a curated record.